Molecule: messenger RNA, 1511 nt
Organism: Brienomyrus brachyistius
Lineage: Eukaryota; Metazoa; Chordata; Actinopteri; Osteoglossiformes; Mormyridae
Product: olfactory receptor 1509-like
Exons: 3
Coding region: 366-1322 (318 amino acids)
Biological process (GO): G protein-coupled receptor signaling pathway
Cellular component (GO): membrane
Molecular function (GO): olfactory receptor activity; G protein-coupled receptor activity
Source: RefSeq, a predicted model, not a curated record
AUAACAGAAUGGCAAGAUUGUCCAACUAGGGACGGGAACAUGUCAGUUCUCUAUUGGCUCAGGUGCCCUCUUAGGAUCAACGAGUGACGCUCUACUGUAGAGGAGAUGAAAUAUAAGACACUGCAUCAUCAUCUAAGCUGAGGUCACUGAUUGGACCAUGUGAACUUCUGCCUGCAUUUGACUGAGCAAAUGAGAGCUAAAGUUUUUGUCAAUUAGGGGCCAUCGCUUAUACUACGUCAAUAAACGUAAAAUAAAACAGGACUCAUGAAGUUCAACGAAUCAAAAAUUCCUUCCAUCAUCUUCAUGGAACCUCUGGGGGGCCAUCAUUUACGCUACAUCAACAAUCCUUAAAUAAAAGAGGAGAGAUGCAAUUCAACGAAUCAAAGAUUCCUUCCAUCCUAUCUAUGGAACCUCUGGGCUUGUCUCCAUCAGCCGUCUAUCCAAUGUUCCUUCUUGGACUGACAACCUACUGCCUCAUACUGGUCUUCAAUCUCACCCUCAUCCUCACCAUCGCCCUCAACAGGCAGCUGCACAAGCCCAUGUUCUUGCUGCUCAUCAACCUGCCCAUCAAUGACAUCAUGGGAGCCACUGCCUUCUACCCUCAGCUGAUGGACAGCAUCCUCUCCCAAGAUCGCACCAUCUCCCAGGCAGCGUGUUUCGUCCAGGCAGUGUUAGUGCACUUGUAUGGUGGUGGUAAUCUGCUCAUUCUGACUAUUAUGGCAUAUGACAGAUAUGUUGCCAUCUGCCUUCCUCUGAGGUACAAUGCAAUAAUGUCCCUGAAUCUUGUGGCAAAGCUUAUCACUACUGCAUGGCUUUAUAACUUUGUCACGAUUGGAGUUCUUUUCAUCCUGCUUGCACGAUUCAGGUUCUGCCGGUCAGCCAUCACUGACACGUACUGCAACAAUCCCUCUUUGAUGAAACUGGUCUGUGAGGAUAUAAGUAUUAAUAACUAUUAUGGCUUGUUCCUUGCUGUCUUAAAUCAGAGUGUAUCACUGGUUGCAGUGGUGAUCACUUAUGUUCAGAUUCUGCUUACCUGUCUUGUCAACAAACGUGCCGAUGCCCAGAGUAAGGCCAUCCGGACUUGUGCCACACAUUUAGUGGUCUUUGUCCUUUAUGGGCUGACCACCUUGUUUACUAUUGUGUCGCAUCGAUUCAGUGAGGUGUCGGCUUUUCUGAGGAGAUCUGUAGGGGUCUCAUUUUUGGUUUUCCCUCCCAUCCUUAGCCCCCUUAUAUAUGGCCUCAACACAAGUGAAAUUCGAACAAAAGUGCUGCAUAUGAGAAAAAAAUCUCCUACAUUUCCACAGCUGAGGCAUGACAAGUAAAUGUCAUGUAAAAUUUAUAUUGAUUUUAUUAUUUAUGAAAUGUGUUUAUGUAACUGGGCUUAGGGAUCGUUUUUUAAGUUAUACAUUUUGUAAUAAACUGAAUCUAUUGUGGUUAUAUUUCAGUAAAAUUAAGGUGAUGAAUGCUGUGCUGACAACUUCCAGAAAUGAUUUUCAAAAAUACAUAUUUAU